Messenger RNA from Bacillus rossius redtenbacheri, 2336 nucleotides. Its product is annotated as putative fatty acyl-CoA reductase CG5065. The transcript has 8 exons. Gene Ontology annotation, cellular component: peroxisome. Bases 162 to 1679 code for a protein of 505 amino acids. NCBI's taxonomy places the organism in Eukaryota, Metazoa, Arthropoda, Insecta, Phasmatodea, Bacillidae. The record is from RefSeq and is a predicted model, not a curated record. Gene Ontology annotation, biological process: long-chain fatty-acyl-CoA metabolic process. Gene Ontology annotation, molecular function: alcohol-forming very long-chain fatty acyl-CoA reductase (NADP+) activity.
GGGACAGUCGCCGGGACCGAGUCGGAGGAGGCUGUCGGGCAGCUCUGGCUUGGACGUCGCUUCUUCGGCUCCGGGGCCAGGAUUAUAAUAUGCUUCUAACGUGACAGAAAGGCCUGUAUAUUAAAUUGGUUCAACUCUGCAGCACAUAUACAACAUCCAACAUGGUUGCCAAAAUGUGUGAAAAUAUUGGUGGAAACAUCUGCAUAAGUAACAAUCAGGCCGGCGGCAGCUCUCUGCAGAACUUCUUCAGCAACAAAUGCAUUUUGGUGACUGGAGGGACAGGGUUUGUUGGGAAAUGUCUGGUUGAGAAACUUCUUCAUUCUUGUCCAGAAAUAAGAGUCAUUUAUUUGUUGAUCCGACCAAAGAAAGGCCUAGAUGUCGCCACACGAUUCCAGGAACUCAUAAAACAUCCAGUGUUCGAGCGGCUGCGCGCCGAGAGCCCGCGCGCGCUCGACAAGAUGGCGCCCGUGGGCGGCGACGUGUCGCUGCCCGGGCUGGGGCUCAGCGAGGCGGACCGCCUGCAGCUGGUGACCAGCGUGCACGUGGUGUUCCACUCGGCCGCCACAGUGCGCUUCGACGAGAAGCUGCGCACAGCCGUCAGCCUCAACGUGGCGGGCACGCAGCGCUUGGUCGAGCUCGGCCAGGACAUGAACAAGCUUCAGGCGUUCGUGCACGUGUCGACUGCGUACUGCAACGCAGACAAGCACGAGGUGAAGGAGGCGGUCUACCCGCCGCCCGCGAGCCCAGAAGCGGUGAUGCACUGGUGCGACACGCUGCCCGACGACGUGCUGGAGACAGUGUCGGAGCGACUCCGAGGGAAGCACCCCAACACCUACACGCUGACCAAGGCCAUGGCCGAGUGGAUCGUGUCCGAGCAAACCAACAACAUGCCGACCGCCAUCGUGCGGCCGUCCAUAGUGACGGCCGCGUGGCGGGAGCCGCUGCCGGGCUGGAUCGACAACGUGUGCGGCAUCACGGGCAUCAUCGUGGAGAUCGGCCGCGGCACCAUCCGCAGCAUCGUCUGCGACCAGAAGCUGGUGAUGGACGUCAUCCCCGUGGACUUCGUCGUGAACACGCUCAUCGCGGUGGCUUGGCGCACGGCCACGCACAGGUCAAACACUGUCCAAGUAUACAACUGCACAUCGGGAAGUCUAAAUCCAAUCCUGUGGGAAGAAUUCGGCCAACUCACUCAAAAAGAAACCUGUGAAUUCCCUACUCGUCACGUGAUGUGGUACCCGGGGUUCACAUUCAGAACCAACCAUUUCAUUCACAAGAUAUGUGAUUCCCUGUUCCAUUUCUUCCCGGCCUUUUUAGUUGACAUUCUGCUCAGGCUGCAGGGUGCUAAACCAAUAAUGCUGAAAAUAUCACAACGUUUUCGAAAAGCAGCAAAAACGGGAGAAUUUUUCGCACUGAACGAGUGGAAGUUUCAGUGUGAUAACAUAAGAUCUCUCCAGUUAGAUCCUGAAGAUAAGAAACUGUUCGAAGUUGAUAUCACACAAAUGAACUGGGAGAAAUACACACAGCAGUAUAUACUUGGGAUACGUAAAUUCAUCCUGAAAGAUUCUGUUGACACACUUCCCUUCGCUAGGCAGAAACUUAGAAGAUUAUAUUGGCUACAUAGAAUCACUCAAGUUCUUUCUGCUCUUCUUUUCAUCAAGGCCAUAAAGCACGCUACGUGACAUAAGCUCAAACGCAAACAAAAUAGUUUGCACAUCACUUCAAACGGGGUUUGUAAAAUGUUAGUUGAAGGGAUAUGUUUAUAUUUUGUUUACUUCAAUACAAUCCAAAUGUAUUUCUAGUUCAACACUUCCUGCCAACAGUGUUACCAGUUUAAGAAGAAAGUAAGUGUGAUGUUUUUGUUGCACAAUGCAGGAACAACAUGUAGUCAUCUAAAUGCUUAAGAAAUAAGUUUAUUCUCUGUCUUUGCAUACUUUAUAAUUUAACAACCCCCAUAUAUAUUAAAAACUGAACCCUUAAAGUAAUUCAGAUGUUCUUUCUUUCUCAGCAGAACUAUCAUGAUAAUGGUACAAUUAAAUUCAAUUUAUAGUUUAUAGUAUUAUUAUUAUUUUUGUAUUAAUUUGUAGAUGGAAAUUAUAAAAAAUUGUACUUUAGAUAGCUAGUAACACUAACAAUGAUUUCUUGCCUUCUUUGAGCUACAUACAAAAUGCCAAAAAUAAAUAUUCUUAUUACUAUUAAAUAUGGCUCAAUUUAUUUUAUAUUCAUUUAAUGUGGUACCACUUUGUAUUUUUUUUGUUUUAAAAUAUGAAAAUAACUAUUAAAAACUAAUUUAAAACUAAACUUUGUGAAUUGUUUCCAUUUUUGUAGAUUAUCUGACA